Molecule: messenger RNA, 1513 nt
Organism: Branchiostoma floridae (Florida lancelet)
Lineage: Eukaryota; Metazoa; Chordata; Leptocardii; Amphioxiformes; Branchiostomatidae
Product: F-box only protein 4-like
Exons: 7
Coding region: 231-1397 (388 amino acids)
Biological process (GO): SCF-dependent proteasomal ubiquitin-dependent protein catabolic process; protein polyubiquitination
Cellular component (GO): SCF ubiquitin ligase complex
Molecular function (GO): protein binding
Source: RefSeq, a predicted model, not a curated record
AGGUGAAUGAGUCAUGUCUAUUUUGGUGCUUCCACGUUGGCCUGAUCCACGCGUUUGUUUACACGUCGGGUUUCCCUCUAAUAAAAGACGUGCACACGAUGACAUCAACAUAACUCAGUUUUCCAGAGACCAGGGAAGUCUCACAAGCCUUCCUGUACCUUUUGUAAGGAUUGGCUUACGUUACGCGUGGCGCGAAACAAGGUAGGCCCCCCUCCCCCACCAUAUCCCAGAUGUCCGUGGCUGAGACCGCAUCUUUUUGGCCUCAUAUCAUGCAGCCUGCCGGGGACGAAGCCUCGUCCGUCCCGUCCCUUCAGGACGUGAUAGAGGUGUACAACAGGGUGUAUACAGCAGUGUGGGACGUAGGGACUCAUAGAUCACAGCAACAGAAAGCCGGCUGUCAACCAGAAAGCAUGGAAAGAAAACAAGAACAGGACGACAACUGUGAUGAACAUUUAGAGUUAGACGACUUACCGGAGCCAGUGAAGUUACACAUCCUAUCCUUCCUGGAUGUUAAGUCCAUCUGUCAGCUGGCCGCAUCCAGUCGAGACUGGAGGAUUCUGGGUAAUGACAACAUCCUCUGGAGAAAUCUGUUGGACAGAGAUGGGCCUUCCUGGUCAUCCAUUGGUCACAGGGGAGGAACGGACUUGAGUAAAGAUGACCAUAAAUGGAGGUAUGUCCAGUGCUGUCCUGAGGCACAGAGGCACAAAGAAGCUUCUUCCAUUGGUUCCCAGCUCAGAGGUUACCUGAGGUCACUGUUUCCUAAGACCCUCCCCAUGGUAGCCAUGUUUGGACCUGGCCUGAACACCAACACUUCUCAGAUAGUCCGAGCGAUCAUCAGCGGAAAGGAGGGAGUUUUCAACACUAACAUGCAGAGUACCAUGUGGCAGACAAAGCUCCCAAGAAGAGGAGGGGGAGGAGGACUUGCCAUCAAGUUCAGAAACAAGCAGGAAUUCUUCCUCAUCACUCUGUACUCAGGAACCAGAAGAGAACGUGAAGGCCAGUCUGCAGCAAACAAACUCCUAGUACCCAAGACACCCACCUCUGCAGAUGCCGAACCAGAAUACGAGCUGAAACACACCUUCCGCCGGCUGUGCUCUGAGGUCGCAGGCUUCAUAUUCGUGGUGGACGCAUCACUAGGGAUAGACCAUGUUGAGUCAGGAUUAGCAGAGCUGCAGGCCAUGACUGACCAGCGCUGGACUCCGGCCUCCACCCCAGUCCUGGUGCUGUCCUGUGUCCCAGGGGAGGGGGAGACCAGACUGACCUGUAUCAAGGUUAUGGAAGCCUUACAGCUGGGGAGCAUGACCAGACCAUGGCAGGUGCAGAACGCAGUGGCAGGAAGUCUGCAGGAUGUAGAUACGGGUGUCGAGUGGCUCAUGAACAAUAUGCAGGGUACGUGAUGUCCUGUGCUCAAAAACUCUGUGUCACUGUCUACUAACUGUCAAAUACUGUACGUUUGUUGGUACUCAAAGCAUACAUUUGCAAUUGAGGCAAUGGUACUUAAAUGUUUUUGAUG